UGGAGAUAUCUCAUUUAAAACUUGCAACAGCUUUCGGGGAAGGGACUGUCAUUAUACCCAUGUUAGAGGUGGUGAUACUGAGGUUCAAAGAGGUUCAGCUCCGAAAUCAUGAGACCAGGAUUUGCAGCCUAGUUCAGCUGGCUGCACGAGUACAAUCUAACCAUUUGGCAACCCUGCCUUUAGGCUAGUCUGGCUUCAGAGGGACACAGGUAUGUAUUUAUUUUUAUUUAACAAACAAUUGUUUAGUGUUUACCGUGUGCUAGGGACAUGGUAAUUGCUUUACAAACAUUAGAUCAUUUAAUCUUCAUAGGCAACCCUGUGAGAAGGUACUAUUAUUAAUACCAUGUAACCGAUGAGAAAAUGGAGGGACAGGGAGGUUAAGUCACUGGCCUGGGGUUAGAUAGCUUAACAUGUGACAGAGCCAGAGUUAUAAUCCAGAUGGAUGCGUUCGGGGGUCUGGCUUGUAACCUUGACACUCUGCUGGAUAGCAUACUACCCCUCCCCCACCUCCUGUGCCUUGUCUACACAGCCCUGGCUCAGAAACACUGAAGACAUGGGACUCUUUUUUUAGUUUUAUAGAAGAUUUGUACUUUUUGAAGUAUUUUCCCCCAGUAAAGCCCUGUGUUCUGCUCCCAGGGGUCUUACAGGGUGGGGGAAGGGGCAAACACAAACCUCUGUCUUUCUAUAGCAAGGCUAGCCUAGAAGCAAGGUUGCCAAGUGGUUAGAGCAUAUCUGUGGUGCUAGUUGAACUCAGCUUUGAAUCCCGAUCUCAUGAUUUCAGAGCUAAACCUCUCUGAGACUCAGUAUCACCAUCUCUGCUGAGGGAGAGGGAAGCUUUCUCCCAAUACCUUCAUUUACACCAAUUUCCAGUGUUUUGCGAAGAGCCAGGUUUUCUCCAGAGCUAGGCACUGGGUGGCAAAGGGCUUUUGAAGUGUCACUUCUUUUCAUUCAACAGAGACUUCAGGAUAGCACCCUUCAAAGGCAGUCAGUUUGGGGUCACUAGGAGCAAAGAGAGUGCUCUUCCCUACCCGACUCGUGACACCUAGUCCCGUCUGUCCUUCCCUACCUCUUAUCCCUCCCUGUUACCCUGCCUGACUCCCCAGAGCCAGGCCUAGACAAUGGCGGCUGCUCAGCUCAGAGAAAGGGGGAGUGAAGAGGCAGCAGGCCCAACCCACCAGCUUGAAAGCUUCAUUUGACAGGGGAGGAGGCACAUCUGGUUUGGGUUUUCAAUUCAAUUCAACAAUGAUUUAUUGUGGGCCUGCCAGCUGCAGAGGUUCUGGGCUAGCUAGGCAGUGAGAGAUGCAAAGAUAAGUAAAAUAUUGUCUGUGCCCUUACCGUGUUUUCUAGGUUGUAGGGGUGUGUAGAUCCGAAUGGACCAUUUUAAUGCGAUGAGCCCCCUGCUGAAUGGUUUACCUUGCAUGCAUUAUGUAUUUGCACCUUCCCAACAGGUUCUCCGAUGGGGGUAGGUAAACUGUUAUCACUUCAUUUUACACAUGAGGAAACUGGGCUUCUCAGAGAAGAAGUGACUGGCUCAAGGUCACAUAGUUAAGAAGUGACCAAACCAGUCCCAGAACCUAGAUGUGUCUGGUUCCCAAGUCCCCACUCUUAACCAUUACAUUCCCCUGCUUCCCAGAGACUGUGAGGGUGAUAAUGACAAUUAACACUUUCUGAGCUCUGGAAGCCAAGUCUUGUGCUAAGUGGGCUGCAGAUAUUAUUUCAUUGGCAGUUUUUAACAUGCCAGCGAAGCUGGUGUUGUUAUCCCCUUUUGCAGAAGAGAAAACUGAUGUUGCCUGGGGAAGUGAUGGAGUUGGGAUUUGAAACUAGGUUAUACCAGCUCACCAGCCUUGAAGGGUGAGAUGGGGUUUUGAUAAGUAGAGUUGGGAGAGAGGGCCUCUCCGUCAGAAGGGAAAUUCUGAGCAAAGGACCCAAAAAGAUGGCUUGUAGAGCAUUUUGAUUGAGAGGCUGUAGGUUCAUCCAGCAUGCAGGCAGGGUACCCUGGGUGUAGAGGAGCAAAGGAAAGGAAAUUGGGGAUACCCCUGAGGGUCUGCCACAUUUUUUGUCAAGUUGAAGUUCAUAUUUUUUAAUUAAGAGCAGGUACUCCACCCAAAAGCCUUUUCAAAGGAUACUGUCAUGCAAAUCAUAAGCAAACACAAAUGAGACUCUCACUGUGUACGUACUACGGUGCUGAGAGCCGUGGUGAAUACAAAAGAAAACGACUCAAUUCCUCAAGUGUGUGUUGAGAGCCCCCAUGUGGCUGGGAAGACGAGAUACACACAUCGGGAAAAACAAGCAGACAGCGCAGCAUUUGUGGUCAGGGCCAAAUGAGUUUUCCCAUCUGUCGGAUUUCAAGGAACAUGAAGAUGGGGGUGGGUGGGAGGGGCUGCAAGAGGAGGCUUCACCAAGAAGGUGGGUUUGGGCUUUGAGGCAUGGAUGGAGAGGAAGGCAGGCACGCUUUAAGGCCAGGUGGGGUAACUGGUAUUGCUGGCUUGAAGUGCUCUGGAGAGGCCUCCCUUCCCCAAACUGCCACUGUCACCAUACCUGUCUUGAACUCUGGGAGUUGGUUAGGGAAGAUGGGAUUGUCUGUAGGGAAGACAGGCCAUGGGAGCUGGGAAACAGAGCUGGGUACCUGAUAUUCCUAUUCCUCCAAUUUUCUACACUUAGCCUCAAUUCCUGGCAGCUCCCCCAGCUGCUGAAUUGUAUGUGUAUGUGUGAGCGGUAUUUUAAAUUAAGCAGUGAGUGCUUUCAGCUCAUCAUAAACAUGCUAAAAAGCUUCAGCCACGGCCUGAGCCCACCCCCACCCCUUACACACAGGCAGCAGCUGGGGCCACUCGACCCCACACUCUAAUGUGCAGUGCCUAUGACUCACCAGCAGAAACGACUGCGUGUUUCAGUCUCCCUGGGUAGCUGAUUCCUAGUUGUGGUGGGAAAUCUCAGUCUGAUUUAGAAGGCAAAAGGCCUCAGCCCCGCCCUCCUGGCUGAGCAUUCUACAACAUAUGGAGCACCUACUAUGUGCAAGGCAUUGUGGCCCUUCAGAGACUUGAAGACAGUGUGUGACUCUCCCGUGAGUUAAGAGCACUAGCUGAGUCAGACAGACCCGAGUGACAAGCCCAGCUUCACUCCCUCUCAGCUGUGAGAGCCAAGAUUUUCUUGCUACCUGGGCUUCAGCAGGACCCCUAAUGUCAUCACUUUAGGGGCUCUCUCCACACUGUCCUGUGGCUGUGGCAGAUAUGUCAAUACCCAUACAUUCACGGCGACUGAACAAUACGAUGAGGGAGGAAAAUAUUGACCCUCAAAACAGGGGGACAACCUUCUCUAGACCAAUGCCAGAGACCAGAGCUGACGUCCAAAUCCUGCAUUCUCAUGCACAGUUGCCUAUAGUCUCAACUUCAGCCUCAAACCCUGGAGGGACUUCCACACAGUUGAUGACACCCUCAGGCUUUGACACUAUAUCUACACCUCUAAUGGAAGCACCAAACUCUGAAGCAGUGUCCACACCGCUAAUGCAAGAUUCAGACUCUGGGGCACUGUCCCCAUUGCUAACGCCAGCCUCAGACCCUGGGGAACUGUCCCCAUUGCUAAUGCCAGCCUCAGAUUCUGGGGCACUGUCCCCAUUGCUAACGCCAGCCUCCGAUUCAGAAACAUUAUCGCCAUUGCUGUCCACUUCAGAUUAUGGGUUAAUGUCUCCAGGGAUGAUGACAAUUGCUGACUUUGGAACCAUGUCUGCAGCAUUAAUGGCAGCUCCAGAUUCUGCAGAGCUAUCACCUUUGGAAAUGGCAGCUCCUUCCUCUGGAGCAAUGCCUACAUCUAUAAUGAGCACCUCAUCCUCUGAGGCAAUGUCCACACCGUUAAUGCUAGCCCCAGAUCCUGGAGAGAUAUCCCCACUCCUAAUGCCAGAUAUAAACUGUGGAGGGAUGUCCACACAGCCAAUGCCAGUUCCAGGCUCUGAAGCAAUGUCCCCAUUGCAAAUUACAGAUGAAGACACUGAAGCAAUGUCCAAAGUGCUAAUGACUGCCCUGGCCUCUGGAGAGAUAUCUUCACUGCUAAUGUCAGACACAGACUCGGAAGCGCUAUCCUCACUGAUAAUGUCAGCCCUAGCUUCUGGAGAUACAUCAACCCAGCCAACAAGCACCCGAGACUCUGGGGGAAUGUCCACCCCACUCAUGUCAGACCCAGACUCUGGAGUAAUGUCUUCACUGCUAAUGUCAGCUCCGGACUCUGAAGCAAUGUCCACACCGCUGCUGUCAGUCCCAAAUGCUGGAGAAAUGUCUACAUUGCCAAAGCCAGCCCCAGACACUGAAGUAGUGUCCCCACUGCUAAUGACAGCCCUAACCUCUGGAGUGAUGCCUACCCAACUGAUGUCAGCCCCAGGCUCUGGUGUGAUGUCCCCAUGGGUAACACAAAAUCUGGACUCUGAAAUCAUGUCCACUCCACCAAUGACAGCAACAGCCUCCAGGGUGAUGUCCACACCAUCAGUGAGAGCUGCAGACUCUGGAGCAAUGCCUACACCGCUAAUGAGAGCCCCAGCCUCUGGAAAUAUGUCUACAUUGCAAAAGACAGUCCCUGCCUCUGGAGCAAUGGCCACCCCACUGAUGACAGUUACAAGCUCUGCACCACUGUCCACAGAGCAAAUGCCACCCACAACCUCUAAAGUGAUGUCCACACAGUUAACAAUGACCAAAACUUCUGGAGCAAUGCCCACAGGCUUUAUCAAAACUACAGCCAACAGAGCAAUGUCUACACAGAGCACGAGAGCCCCAGCCUGUGCAAAGAUGUCCACGCCACCAAGGAGAGCCCCAGCCUCUGGAGCAAUGUCCACACAACCAAUUACAGCCGCAGCCACAGCCUCUGGGUCAAUGUACAUGCCCCAAUUGACAGCUCCAGCCUCUGGGUCAAUGUCCAUGCUGCAAAUGAGAACCCCUGUCUCAGGAGCAAUGUCCAUGUCACAAAUGAGAACCACAGCCUCAGGAUUGACAUCUACACCACAAAUGAGAGCUACAGCCUCUGGAGCAAUAGCCACCCCACUAAUGACAGCAAAAUUCUCUGGAUCAACAUCCACACUGUUAAUGACAGACACAGGCUCAGGAGGGAUGUCCAUGCCACCAAUGAGAUCUCCGGCCUCUGGGGCAUUGUCCAAGCCACUAAUGACAUCCAAAGACCCUGGAACAAUGUUUAUGGAGCAAAUGACAACCACAGCUUCUGGAGCAAUGUCCACACUGCUAAUGAGAGACACAGCCUCUGGAGCUCUGUCCAUGCCAGAAAUGACAGACACAGCCUCUGGAGGGAUGUCUACACUGCGAAGGAGAGCCACAGCCUCUGGAGCAAUGUCCAUGCCACCAAUGAGAGCCCCAGGCCCUGGAUCAGUGCCCAUGCCACUGAUGAGAGCCGCAGGUCCUGGAAGGAUGCCCAGUCAGAUGAGCACCCAGGACUCUGGAGGGAUGUCCUCGUCGCUCAUGAGAUCCAUGAGCUCUGGAGGGAUGCAGAUGAGAGCCCCGGCCUCUGACAUGAUGUCCUCACCAAUAAUGAGAGCCCAGGCCUCUGGAGCAAUGAACACACCACUAAUGAGAGGCUCAGACUCUGGAGAGAUGUCCCUGCCACUAAUGUCCCCCCUGGCUUCACAAGAGAUAGCUACACCUCUGAGAGCUCCAGCUUAUGGAGCAAUGUCUGCUCCACAAAUGACAGCCACAGCCUCUGGAAUGAUGUCCAUGCCACGAAGGAAGGCUCCAGUCUCUGGAGCAAUGUCCACACCACUAAUGGGGUACACAGGUUCUGGAGCUCUGACCAUGCCUCAGGUGACGUCCACAGCCUCUGGAGGGAUGUCCAUGCCGCUGAUGAGAACCUCGGCCUCCGGAGUGACAUCUACACCGCAAAUGGUGCCCACAGCUUCUGGAGACAUGUGCACCCUACCAAUGCGAGCUCCAGCCUCUGGAGGGGUGUCUCCACCACUAGUAAGAGCUCCAGCUUCUGGGACUAUGUCCACACCACUAAGGAGACCCUCAGCCUCUGCAGCUGUGCCCACAGAGUUAGUGAGAGCUCCAACCUCUGGAAAGAUGUCCACUGCACAAACAACAGCCAUGGCCUCUGGAGGGAUGUCCAAGCCAUUAAGGAGAUCCUCAGCCUCUGGAGCAAUGCCCAUGCCUUUAAAGUCAGCCAUGGCUUCUGGAGAGAUGUCUAUGCCCCAAACGAAAACCAUGGCCUCUGGAGCCAUGUCUGCAUUGAAAACUAGAGUCAUGAACUCUAGAUCUGUGCCCUUGCCACAGACGACACAUACAGCUUCUGGAAGGAUGACCACACCACCAAUGAGAGCCCCUGCUUCUGGAGCAUUGUCCACGCUGCUUAUGAGAUCCUCAGCCUCUGGAGCGAUGUCCACACCGCAAAUGAGAGCCACAGCCUCUGGAGCUAUGCCCACGCCACUAAGGAGGGCCCCAGCUACUGGAGCAAUGUCCACGCCGCAAACAACCUUUGGGAUGAUGCCCACUCUGGAAAUCAAAGCCACAGACUCUGGAGAGGCAUCUGCCUCUCACAUCAACACCGCCGCCUCUGGAUCAAAGCCUACACCGCACAUGACUGCCAAAACCCCUGAAACUAAGAACCCGCCACCAAAGGAAGUGCCAUCCUUUGGAAUGUUGACCCCAGCACUCUAUUACCUCUUAGAAGAGCAGGAAGCAGCCCGGGGCUCAUGCUCUGUGGAGGAAGAGAUGGAGAUUGAUGAGGAGAAGCAAAUGAAGGGUUUUUUGGACGAUUCAGAGAAAAUGGCAUUUCUGGUGUCUCUUCAUCUGGGGGCAGCAGAGAGGUGGUCCAUCUUGCAGAUGGAGGUAGGAAACCCCCUCUCGGAGGAAAAUAAGUCUUUCCUGAGCAGAUCCCAGGGCUUAUAUGACUCCCUGUCUGAGAUAGACAUCCUCAGUGCUGUUCUCUGCCAUCCUAAGCAGGGCCAGAAGUCAGUCAGGCAAUAUGCCACCGACUUCCUGCUGCUGGCCCGACAUUUGUCUUGGUCUGAUGCCAUUCUACGGACCAGGUUUCUGGAAGGACUCUCGGAAGCUGUUACCACCAAAAUGGGUCGGAUCUUCCUGAAGGUGGCCAGCAGCCUAAAGGAGCUGAUAGACAGGUCUCUCUAUACCGAGUGCCAGCUGGCUGAAGAGAAGGCUUCCUCGGGCAACUCAAGCCAGGUUGUGCCGACAGCCUGCAAGCGGAAUAAUGAGGAGGCCAUGGAGAACGAACUGAGCUCCCAGCAGCAGACAGAGGAGCACCAGCAUGUUUCUAAACGCUGUUACUACCUGAAAGAGCAUGGAGAUCCCCAGGAGAGUCUUCAUGACCACCUUGGACAGAGCACAGGCCGGCAGAAGGCCCCCACCAAUAAGUAAUGCUCCGUGGACUCUUGUCCUGUGAUAUCUGACCCAGCUGCUAACUUGAGGACUGGAUCCUGGACCCAUUCCAUUCAACUACAUCAGAAACCUUGUUGCCUUCACCCUUCAGCCUCCCGCUCCAGGGACAUCCCACCCUAUCUUUCACUUGGCUGACUUGACCUUCUAUUUCACCCACAUGCCUGUGACCUGCCCUGACAAUCAGAAUGUGGACUACAAGAGCAUAUGGUGUAUGAGGUUCUGAACUCCCAGCUUCAUUGAGGCCAGUCUUAGUUCUUGGUCCAGGGAGAAGUCUAGGCAGGAGAAAUCAUGUCCUACCUCAGAAACACCUUAGAGUAUUUUGCCACGUAUCAUCAGGCAAACUUGAGGAAGUCCUGGUUCCAUUUCGCCUGGCAGGGGAGCCUAUAAGGAGAGUGAUGCCCACUCCUAUCCUACCCUUUUAAUCCAGUAGACUUCCCCCUCUAUGCCCCAACUCAUAGCACCUAAAAUGGGUCUCCAGGGCCCUUGCCCUGUUUAUAGUCUCCAUCCUGAACCAUUCGUUUUGACCCAUAGUAAUAAUAAUAGUGAUAGUAAUGACUAACAGUUAUUGAUAAUGUACCAUGUGACAGGCACCAGGCUAAACUCUUAACAAGCACCAUCUCGCUACAUUCUUACAGCAACCCAACUUGCUCUUGUGUUGUAAGCUUCUGACCUCUUGAUCUGUGGCUCUUAUCUGGUCCCUCUGUGUGGAAUCUAUAGCUCUGACCUCUGGGUGAACCCCUCAGUUGUUAAUUGCCCUCACUUUCCUUGGCUUUUGUGCUUCAUGGCCAGCAGUCUUGAUGAGGGGCUUGGUCUCCAAACAGGCACAGAUAGUUAGAACAUAAUGUGAGCAGUGUUGGCCUUCAGGUGGUGGGGUUAUGGGUGUUUCUUAUUUUCUUCUUUCUACUGCUCUGCACUUUCCAGAUUCUCUACAGCAAGCAUGUACUACAUUUGUAAUCGUAAAAGCAAAUAAAAUUCAUUUACGAAAAAAGAA
This is a messenger RNA of Microcebus murinus (gray mouse lemur), 8370 nucleotides long. It is a transcript of the gene RTL9, whose product is annotated as retrotransposon Gag like 9. The record is from RefSeq and is a predicted model, not a curated record. Lineage: Eukaryota; Metazoa; Chordata; Mammalia; Primates; Cheirogaleidae.